ACGCUACAGAAUGAACUUUGUUUACAUUCGACGUAUUUUGAUUCCAGUUAACAACAUCCAACUAGUUUGAGUCAACAGUAUCAGGCAUCCAGUCAUAUAAACAAGGAUAUUAAAAAAAAUACAAACAGGGCAUGAUAUGUAGCAAACUUUAAAGUUUAAAUAAAUUUAUCUUGAAUAUUUCAGGAAUUUGUCUGAAGACGAUGAACAGUGACAAUCUGGAGCAACAAGAUUUGAAACCCGAAGCGAUAAAGAUAGAGGAAAACGAGGCAGUCGAAGCAGCAUUAUGCGUGAAAUCUAAACAUUCUGAAACAGGAACUAUAUAUAAAGAAACAAACGUGGAAAUAAACAAUACAGUGUUUGUUUCAAAAAGCGGACGGUCUCAUCAAUGUGAUAUUUGCGGCAGAGAAUUUUCUUUCAGUAGCGAACUCAAACGUCACAGAUUCAUACACACGGAAGAAAAACCAUUCCACUGCAAAGUGUGUGACUUGGGAUUCUGUAAGACUACAGGGCUUAAAAAGCAUAUGCUCGGUCAUGACGAAAGUAGACCGUAUAAAUGUAAUUUUUGCAGUCUAAAAUUUCUAAAGCCUAGCCAUGUCUCGAGUCAUCACAGGAUGAAGCAUCGAGAUGAAAGUUCGUCUGAAUUGAAUCUUGGUUCGUACGUUUGCGAUGCUCGUGGCAAGAACUUUGACCAACUUGUGAUUCGUAAACAUCAUCUAACUAACCAUUCGGAUGAGAAACUCACGCAUGAAAAGCCUUACCAGUGUAAGGCAUGCGGAAAAGCAUUCCAGAAGCGCAAUAAUCUCACGCAACAUGAGUUUAUCCACACUGGCGAGAAACCCCACCGCUGCGAAGUAUGUGGAAAGCGAUUUGGUUUACGCACAAACCUUAAUGCCCACAUGCUAAUUCAUACAAACGAAACUCCACACAACUGUGAUGUAUGUGGGAAAGGAUUCAAUUUGCGCAAGUACCUCACUAUGCACAGACUAACUCACAUAAACGAGAAACCACUCAAAUGUGAAAUAUGUGAAAAACGUUUCCACUUGCCCAGAAAACUUAGUCAACAUAUACAAACUCACACAGGCUACAAACCAUACAAAUGUGAAAUGUGUAGUAAAGAAUUUUACCAACGUAGCAGCCUUGCAGAACACGUACGGAUACACUCGGUUGAAAAACUUCACGAAUGUGAAAUCUGCGGAAAAAGGUUUCGUGUGCGAAGUUACCUCACAGCUCACGUGCGAAUUCACACGAAUGAAUGGUCUCAUUCAUGUGUCGUGUGUGGAGCAGGAUUUCACAAACGUUGCAACCUCGAAAAGCACAAACAGGUACAUACGGCAGAGAAGCUUCUCUAACUCUAAUCAAGAACCAAUAAAAACCUUUGCAAGCGCGUUUACAUUGUAUACGCUAUAAUUUGAUUAGAUAGAUGUUGAGAAAUAUGGCGUACUAGAUUUAAAUAUAUUGAAACCAGCCCGGGGACAACUUGACAGCUCCCAUAUAUUGAACUCAUAAGCAAAUUUUGUGGUGAUUUGGUGAUGUCAUGGCGGCUCGAAUGGAGCAAAAUUUGAAAAAGGCGCAUCCCAUUUACUAUUUUCCAUAUCUAAAAAAUAAUCAAUUUAAGCAUUUCUUUCAUCAAAUUUAUUUCGCUGUUCACAUUAGAAACUGCCCUCAUUCCCCCAUACUUAAACAGAAACAUAGAUUCCAUUUGGAAUUUAAAAAAUCCGAAAGAAAAUAAAUCGAUUUUCGGAAAUACAAGAAGAUGACUUUCAAAAUCAAGCCACUACCACUUAUAUUGGAAUUUCCGAAAAUCUUCCGAAACUAAUCAACAUCUCCUAAGGCAUCCUCCGGUAGAGCCGAGGAAAAUGCCAGAAUAAUUCUGAAGGGAUCCAUACCAAAACCAUCGCAACAUCUUCCGGACAGAGUUAUUGCAAAAGUCGAACAAAACUCUGGCCGAAUUCGAACAAAAUUGUACAUUCCUGGCAGCAUUCUUGCUGAAACCGAGCACUACUGGUUUGAUGCCAGA
Molecule: messenger RNA, 2017 nt
Organism: Topomyia yanbarensis
Lineage: Eukaryota; Metazoa; Arthropoda; Insecta; Diptera; Culicidae
Product: zinc finger protein 239-like
Exons: 2
Coding region: 201-1349 (382 amino acids)
Source: RefSeq, a predicted model, not a curated record